Messenger RNA from Neogale vison (American mink), 2932 nucleotides. It is a transcript of the gene KLHDC3, whose product is annotated as kelch domain containing 3. The coding region runs from base 876 to 2528 and encodes 550 amino acids. The transcript has 15 exons. Gene Ontology annotation, cellular component: nucleolus; 90S preribosome; cytoplasm. The record is from RefSeq and is a predicted model, not a curated record. Lineage: Eukaryota; Metazoa; Chordata; Mammalia; Carnivora; Mustelidae. Gene Ontology annotation, biological process: maturation of SSU-rRNA from tricistronic rRNA transcript (SSU-rRNA, 5.8S rRNA, LSU-rRNA). Gene Ontology annotation, molecular function: protein binding; chromatin binding.
AAUGAGGUGGGGGUGGGGAGGGAACUAGGAGGAUGAUGGGAAAGGAGGGUGUUAAUGGGGAAAGAAGGGCUGGGGGAGGAUGGUGAGGAAACCGAUGGAGGAGACCUGGUGACUGGCGGAGGCACUGAAGGGAAUUGGAAGAAACACUGGGCUAUGAGGAGAAGGAGAAGCUGAGGAUAAUGAAAGAAAAGCGGGGGGAGGGUCUAGUAUUCUGGGGAGGAGAGGUUGGGAUGACUGGAAGGAGACAGGGAUAGCGUCAAGUAGAGUGGGAAUAUCCCUGGCCGAAAGAGGUCAGUGAAUAUUAGCUUUUUCUCCCUUGGUGGCUCAGGGAAAAUGGAGGGCUGUCGGGGUGGAGCUUGGUGCGGUGGGAGAAGGAAAAAGGAGAAAACUGCAAAGCUCUCAGGAGAUCAAGAAAGGCCAGAAACGGGGAGUGAACAUGGCAAGAGACCAGAGAGGGGGGGUAUGUACGUGAAGAGAAUGGAAGAAGCUGGAGAAUGCAGCAGUGAUGAAGGAUCCAGGAGACCCAGAGAUAAGCGGGGCCCCUGAGAUGGUGGGGGCUUUUCUCCAUGAGUUUGAGUUUUCCUUUGAAGAAGCUACGAUUCUGUCCACCUUUGGAUGGAAUUGCUUCUCUCUUCUGUGAAUUCCUUACUUUACCUUGACAUAGCUGAAGGGGAAGUAGAAACUAUGAGGGAAAAUGAAAGACUCAAAUUCAUAAAACCUUCAACCUUCUAUCUCCCGAAAGCCCAGAUCCAAGAUCUGUUGGAUUGAGGACAGGAAUAAUGAAGUGAGAGUGGUUUCCUGCUGGGGCUAUUUCAGGUAGCAGAGGCAGCAGGCCGUGCCGGGGGGGCAUGUUGCUGUAACCAGUGACCCAGGGGAUGUUACGGUGGACAGUGCACCUGGAGGGCGGGCCCCGCAGGGUGAACCAUGCUGCAGUGGCUGUUGGGCACCGGGUAUACUCCUUCGGGGGUUACUGCUCUGGUGAAGACUAUGAAACACUGCGUCAGAUUGAUGUGCACAUUUUCAAUGCAGUGUCCUUGCGUUGGACAAAGCUGCCCCCAGUGAGGCCUGCCAUCCGUGGGCAGGCUCCUGUGGUACCCUACAUGCGGUAUGGACACUCAACCGUCCUCAUCGACGACAUGGUCUUCCUUUGGGGCGGGCGGAAUGACACCGAAGGAGCCUGCAAUGUGCUUUAUGCCUUUGAUGUCAAUACUCACAAGUGGUCCACACCCCGAGUGUCGGGAACAGUUCCUGGAGCCCGGGAUGGACAUUCAGCUUGUGUCCUGGGCAAGACCAUGUACAUUUUCGGGGGCUAUGAGCAGCUGGCGGACUGCUUUUCCAAUGACAUUCACAAGCUGGAUACCAGCACCAUGACAUGGACCCUUAUCUGUACAAAGGGCAACCCUGCGCGCUGGAGGGAUUUCCACUCAGCCACAAUGCUGGGCAGUCACAUGUAUGUCUUCGGGGGACGUGCCGACCGCUUUGGGCCAUUCCAUUCCAACAACGAGAUUUACUGCAACCGCAUCCGUGUCUUUGACACCAGGACUGAGGCCUGGCUGGACUGUCCCCCAACUCCGGUGCUGCCUGAGGGCCGUCGGAGCCACUCAGCCUUUGGCUACAAUGGGGAGCUGUACAUCUUUGGUGGCUAUAAUGCGAGGCUGAACCGGCACUUCCAUGACCUCUGGAAGUUUAACCCUGUGUCCUUUACCUGGAAGAAGAUUGAACCGAAGGGGAAGGGGCCAUGUCCCCGCCGGCGCCAGUGCUGCUGUAUCGUUGGUGACAAGAUUGUUCUCUUUGGGGGUACCAGUCCAUCUCCUGAGGAAGGUCUGGGAGAUGAAUUUGACCUCAUAGAUCAUUCUGACUUACACAUUUUGGAUUUUAACACAUCUAACAUGUCAUUUGAAGAGCUGUUGGAAUUGCAGAGCCAAGUGGGGACUGAGACAUACAAACAGUUGGCAACUGGAAACAGUUCUAAGAAGCAAGGUUCUAGACCACGUGUCCAAAAUGCAUGUGUUGCAGAUAAGCACAGGCCUCUGGAAAUGUCAGCCAAGGUCCGGGUGCCAUUUUUGCGUCAAGUUGUCCCCAUCAGUAAGAAGGUAGCCCGGGAUCCCCGCUUUGACGAUCUUUCAGGAGAAUAUAAUCCUGAGGUGUUUGACAAAACCUACGAAUUCCUGAAUGACAUCCGAGCCAAAGAAAAAGAGCUGGUGAAAAAGCAGUUGAAGAAACACCGUUCUGGGCAGGAGCAGGAGAAACUGCAGCAGCUGCUUCAGAGGAUGGAGCAGCAAGAACGGGCACAGCAGGAACGCAAGCGGCAACAGGAGCUGCGCCUGGCCCUGAAGCAGGAGCAGAGGGCUCGGGCCCAGCAGGGCCAGCGGCCAUACUUCCUGAAGAAAUCUGAGCAGCGCCAGUUGGUACUAGCUGAGAAGUUCAAGGAGCUGAAACGCAGCAAGAAGCUAGAGAGUUUUUUAAGUCGAAAGAGGCGCCGAAACGCAGGCAAGGACCGGAGACAUCUCCCCUUGAGCAAAGAGUAAUAAGGAACUGUCCUGAGCUCUGCCACUGUGAGCCCAGUGAGAAAUGGAUCUGUGGGGACAGACUUUGGCUUGGCCUGUUCUGGUUCUUUUCCAUCCAAGGGCAAGAAUCUUAGCCCUUAAGCUAGGUUGGCUCAAAGACGACGACUAGAGAGCUCUUGGACUGCUCCAGGGUUGGACAAAAAGAAGAGCAACUCAGCCUUGUGCUAUGCCACACUUCUCUGUUUGGAUCUGGUUCCUCAUGUCCUCAUGUCCUCCCAUCCUUGCUUUAGACCAAUGAUUGUGGUAUAGAAGAGAACAGGCUAGUGAGUGAUCUUAAGGCUGGUGAAGGUCAUGAAGUCUGUGGAUGGUUCCUAGAGCUGGGACUUUAUUUAAGAGCGAAUUCAUAAACAUUCCUGUCUCUCUUC